Molecule: messenger RNA, 7014 nt
Organism: Cynoglossus semilaevis (tongue sole)
Lineage: Eukaryota; Metazoa; Chordata; Actinopteri; Pleuronectiformes; Cynoglossidae
Product: ephrin type-A receptor 6-like
Exons: 21
Coding region: 2642-5683 (1013 amino acids)
Biological process (GO): axon guidance; ephrin receptor signaling pathway; protein phosphorylation
Cellular component (GO): plasma membrane; dendrite
Molecular function (GO): protein binding; transmembrane-ephrin receptor activity; ATP binding
Source: RefSeq, a predicted model, not a curated record
CUUACACAAAUGGAGACCCCUCCCACAAUCGUCCAAAGCCGAUGAAGAAACAUGCUGACCACAGACUGGGGAUCCUGGUUGUUCCUCAACCGGGCAAAACCUGGGGACCGAUGUUUUUGUCUCGGAUUAGAAGAAGAAGCUUUAUUACAGCCUAAAGUUCCUGUGGAAUGAAUGCUUCAUCAUACCUGGGUCUGUCCAGCAUGACUGAUGAACCGUGGCGUCUCUUUUAGAGGCUCAUUACCUAUACCGUCAUGCCUGAGAGAGGAGCGGAAGCAGUGGAGAGACAGUCUGACUGUGAUAGCUCAGAGCAGAAACACAGUAGUUUGGAAGGAACUGGAGACAGUAAGGCACACCAUCUCAUCCAUUUGGUUUUUCAUAAUGAACUUUAUGGUCAUAACAGACUAAAUAAGUACAAAAUAAAUUCACCGUUCCGUCUUGCAAAUAAAGAAGUCAGAGGUCUCUGAGUGAGCCUGUCCAACGUACCAUCACAGCUUUGACUGCUGAAAUAGGAACACUGAAAGAGUCAACAUCUCCGCCUGGCCAUGGAAACUCUUCUAAUCGGUUGCAUUUAUUUGGCUAUUUUUACCGUCUGUCCUACUUUUGCUCCACUCCCAGUCUGAAGUAUGUGCAUCAUUACACAAACAGCCCCGCUCUAACACUUCUGAAAUGCGGUGAGUUGUAUGACCGCGGCGCUAGUUUGCCAGGUUGCUGACCUUUGUGUGAACUCAGUUUUAUUGAUGUUCCCCCUGCUGCAGAGUUUCCUCCAGGGGUGAAUCUCUAAACAGCUUCCCCCUCCACUUCAAAAGCCGAGUAUGUAGGCCUGCUUUGCAUAAUCAGGUGGAGAACAGCUUUUUGCCAGAGAGGCAGGAAUUAAUUUGUGCCACAGCCAGAUGUAAUCAUUAACACACCAGUCAUUGACAAUAAGGAAGCAGGGGGGAGGAGGGAGGAGGUGCAGUCGAUGUAAGGGUGCAAACACAACCAGAAAGUGAGAAAUCAGUUAAAUUCAGACUGGUAGUUGGUAUUCUACAACACUCUUAGUAGUACUUUGUACUAAGAACAUGAACAAGAACAGUACUGAACUUAUGGGUUUUCUGUUCCGAGUUUCCAUGUUCUACUUUGUUCAAAAACAUGCAGAUGUGGAUUAAACCGUUCACUCCAUAUAUAUUUGAAGUAAACAGUUUAGUUUCCAUAUUCUACUGUAUGUAAUAUAUACAGUAUAUAAUAUAUGUAUGUAUUUAUAUAUUUGCACACAUACUGUAUAUAUACAUAAUACAUAUAUUAUACAUGUAAUAAAUGUAUUACACACAGUAGAACAUGGAAACUAAACUAAAGGACAUUGUGAUGUACUUUAUGUCAUCUUAAGGGUAUUAAUUCAACACCCUUUGAUAACUGUAAGCUCAUCGACAGCACUUUUUUCUUUGAGCCAGUGCAUAUUUCUGGAUUUAGUACAACCCUAAUGUACGUGUUGUCUUUAAAUGAUCACCACACACAUCACUCUUUUCUGUUAACUGCAAAAAAGAAAAGAGAGUGUUGGCCAAGAGCAGCUCUCAGUGUAACUAAGUAAUGAUGAAUUAUUGAUGUCUUGGGCUGAUUUAUCAAAUACAGUUCACUGAUACAGAGUAUUUACAGCAGAUGUACAUGACAGUGAAAUAACUAAUUAAACAAAUUAGUUUUAUGUUUGUCAUUAAUAUCCACUCAGAUUCACAUUUACUACAUUUUACUACUGUGGUUAAUGAAAACGGGUUUAUGUGACAGUGUAUCAUAAAGCAAGUGGUUCUCUGUUGUGUACUUUAACGUACAGGUUAGAUUAAAAGACAUGAAGUACAUCUUCAGAUUUAUAUACUAUUAAGGUAAAAAUGCUGCGAAUAUUUUUCUUGAAGGGAACAAACUAAUAACUACAACACUACUGAUUACUCAGAGCUGCACCGACAACCCAAACAAAACCCAAGCUCGAAAUCAACCAAACUUGCUGGUCCUACGCUGUGAUUGGUCAGCACUUUGACCAAUGCCUGGGUCUGCGUAGAUGUCGUCAUCGGGUGAAGUUGCGCGCAUCCUUUACGGUCGGCGCCAACAACAGCUACUACACACUUGUCGCUAGCAUUAGCAUCUGAAAAUUUAACCCAGUCGUCAGUCGUAUGGGAUUUUGCGGUCACCCAUGUUUUUUUUAACAAUGUUUCUGUUUUUUCGGGAAACACUGGCUCGUCUCCACUUGGUGGCGCUGGGUUUAAGACGAAUUAUCAACAGAGAGGCCCGGGAACUAUACUUCAAGUUACUACCUGGAACUUCAGCCGGAAGUGAAGAAAUGAAUGGACACCGCGGUUUAAAGGUUUUGCAGCGACACCAACCGUCAGCAGUUAAUCUAAAGCUCUCACUCUGGAACUUGGCUCCGGAACUCUUUCACUGUCGGUCACCUGUCCGGUCACGGCUGUUUGGUUCUCCCGCCGGUCUCUUCCUGUUCUCACAUGGAGAGGGACUGGAUUCCUGGCUAACUCAAGGAAGACGUUUCCUUAAACGACCCCCCAGUCUGGAUACUUUGUCUGGAGAUUGUCUUACAUGAAACCUCCUUUACUGCAGGUUUCUAGGAUCCGUGCCGGAGUCUGUGCUGCGCUGUAGUUCGGAGCGCACCUGUGUGUGUGACUCAAUGAUGCCCCCCGGUGGUACAACUUGUCUGUUACUGUUCCUAUUGAGAGGUAUCCUGUCAGACCCGGGGAACCAGGUGGUUCUGAUGGACACCACUGCCGUCUCGGGAGAACUGGACUGGAAGACUUAUCCUGUCAACGGGUGGGACGCUAUCACAGAGAUGGAUGAGCACAACAGACCCAUCCACACCUUCCAGGUUUGUCACGUCAUGGAGCCCAACCAGAACAACUGGCUACGGUCUGGGUGGAUCCAGCGUCAGGCAGCUCAGAGGGUGUACGUGGAGCUGCGGUUCACCCUCAGAGACUGUAACUCCAUUCCCUGGGUGUCUGGAACCUGCAAAGAAACCUUCAACCUCUUCUACCUGCAGACGGACGGGCCUCUUCCCGCUGCCACGCGGUUUCGGCCCAACGACUACGCCAAGGUGGACACCAUCGCCGCAGACGAGAGUUUCACUCAGACCGAUCUCGGAGAUCGCGUUCUUCGCCUCAACACAGAGGUCAGGGAGGUCGGCCCAGUGACCCACAAGGGCUUCUACCUGGCGUUCCAGGAUGUUGGAGCGUGUAUUGCCCUGGUGUCUGUGAAGGUCUUCUACAAGCGUUGCCCGUUGACCCUGAGGAACCUCGCCUCGUUCCCUGACACCGUGCCCCACAUGGACUCGUCGUCGCUGGUGGAAGUCAGAGGAGACUGUGUGGAGAACGCAGAGGAACGAGACACACCCAAACUGUACUGUGGUGCCGACGGAGACUGGCUGGUUCCACUGGGCCACUGCGUCUGUACCGUGGGCCACGAAGAGACGGACGGCUACUGUCAGGCUUGCAGACCUGGCUUCUUCAAAGCGUAUGCUGAGAAUACCAAGUGCUCCAAGUGUCCGUUACAGAGCUCCAGCCACGACCAGGCCGCCACCAUCUGUCACUGUGAUAAAGGCUUCUACAGGGCUGUUAAAGACCCCCCCACCCUGGCCUGCACAAGACCUCCGUCAGCUCCUAGGAACCUGAUGUCCCUCCUCAACGACACGGCCCUCUUCCUGCAGUGGACACCUCCCGGUGAUACCGGAGGACGGAGGGACGUCUCCUACAACAUCCUGUGUAUGCGCUGUGAUGGAAGUGACGCCGGUGGCGUGGUGCAGUGUGAGCCGUGCGAGCAGGACUUGAGGUUCAUCCCCCGGCACCGGGGCCUCACCGGGACCUCGGUGGUGAUACUGGAUUUUGCUAUGAACGCCAACUACACCUUCCAUGUGGAGGCCAUAAACGGUGUAUCUGGGCUGGGUGUUGCUGCACGCUCCCUGACCAACAUUACUGUCAACACACGCCAAGUCGGUCCUGCUUUGGUGGAUUUUGUUGGAAAAGACUGGGCAUCCCAAAACAGCAUCGCCCUCUCCUGGUCGACAGUGGAACAGGUGUCGUUAGACAUACUGGAUUAUGAAAUCAAAUACUAUGAGAAGAGGCAGAAACAUCUGAGGUACUCGUCUACACGCACCAAAAGCCCCAGCAUGGUGGUGACCGGCCUCAAACCCUCCACCAUCUACGUCUUCCAUGUCCGUGCCCGCACCGCAGCUGGCUACACCGCCUACAGCCCCACUUUUGAGUUUGUGACUGCGGCAGAAGACCCAGAUGUUGCUGACCAGAGCCAGGUCCUGGUGGUGGUCACAGCCUCAGUCGGAGGAUUCUCCCUGUUGGUCAUUCUGAGUCUCUUCCUCCUCAUUACUGGACGGUGUCAGGGGUACAUCAAAGCCAGGAUGAAGUCAGAGGAGAAGAGGACUCGGUACCACAGUGGACAUGUCCCAUUUUCUGGGAUUAAAACCUACGUGGACCCGGACACGUACGAAGACCCCUGUCAGGCUGUGGAGGAGUUCGCCACAGAGAUUGACCCCUCCUACAUCUUCAUUGACAGGGUAAUUGGUUCAGGUGAGUAUGGAGAAGUGUGCCGGGGACGACUGCGUGGACCAGGAAGGAUGGACAUCAUUGUGGCAAUAAAGACCCUUAAAGGAGGCUGCACAGAACAGCAGAGACGGGACUUCCUGCGUGAGGCCUCAAUCAUUGGACAGUUUAGUAACCCCAACAUCAUCAGACUGGAGGGAGUGGUCACUAAAAGCAGACCAGUGAUGAUAGUUGUGGAACACAUGGGGAACGGAGCUCUGGACGCUUUCCUCCGGUCAUGUGAUGGCCAGUUUCAGGUGCUCCAGCUGGUGGGCAUGCUUCGUGGCGUCGCUGCUGCCAUGGACUACCUGUCAGACGUGGGUUAUGUUCACAGAGACCUGGCCGCUCGCAACAUCUUGGUGGAUGAAAACCUUGAAUGUAAAGUGUCCAACUUUGGAAUGUCCAGGGUCCUUGAAGACGACGUCGAGGCGGUCUAUGAUGCUGCGGUGAGUCGGGGUCUGACGGCUGGAGUUAAUGUGGUGAAACCUGAACGUGUCAUUAAGAUAGCUGUGUUUCAGGGAGGAAAAAUAGCCAUUCGCUGGACAGCGCCAGAAGCUAUUACUUAUGGGAAGUUUUCUUCAGCUAGCGACAUCUGGAGCUACGGAGUCGUUAUGUGGGAAGUGAUGUCAUAUGGAGAGAGGCCUUACUGGGAGAUGUCUAAUCAAGAUGUCAUUCUGUCCAUUGAGGAGGGCUAUCGUCUCCCAGCACCGAUUGGCUGCCCCCUGUCAUUUCAUCAACUGAUGCUGCACUGCUGGCAAAAAGAGCCGAGUCAGCGUCCACUCUUCACUGAUGUGCUGACAUUCUGGGAUAAAUUCACACUCAACCCCAGUAGUUUCCUGUCCUCAGUCAACGAUCUGACUGGUUUCCCCGACUCCCCCGACAGCCUUCCGGACUAUCCCUUCUUCAUCUCCAUUGGUGACUGGCUGGACUCCAUCAAAAUGAACCAGUACCAGAACAACUUUGUUGCAGGAGGAUACACAACCAUGAGUGCUGUUUCAACCAUGAGUAUAGAGGACGUCAAACGUAUUGGUAUCAGUUUGAUUGGUCACCAGAGGAGAAUCAUCAGCAGCAUUCAGUCACUGCGUCUACAGUUUCAUCACAUUCAGCAGAGUGGCUUUCAGGUGUGAGACACAGGAGAAAGAACUGACUUCAGUCCAGACUGUAGUGGAGAACAUUCUAACACCAGGCCACGGGUGGUGAUGUAAAAAAACACACACACACACACACACACACACACACUCAUUAUGAAGUAGCUCAUCAUUGGUACAACACACACAACAAGUAACCUCUGUGUCUGCAUCACUGAGGUCUGGUUCUUAUCUCAGCAAAUACGAGGGUCAGUCAAAAAGUCCUGAGACAAAUGUUUAUCAUUGAAUCUUUGUCCAGUGUUGAGCCGUGUGCCCUUUGACCUUUGAUUUGGUCAGACUUUUAUUUAAACCUGAUUUGAUUUUCAGACUUUAGAUUUUUAACCAAACUUGAACAGAAACCUGUGUCAUCAACGGGUUCUGACCCAGAACCACAUGAUUUCUACUUUUUUCCAGAAACUGAAAAAACAUUUGAAGGAACUGGACAGUACUGUAGUCUUCAUGUUCUAGUCUCACAACAUUCUCCAAGGUUGAUUUUAAAAUUCUAGUGAAAAUGUUCUCCUCUGGGUUCUGGAGGCCAGAAAGCAGCUGCUUCGAUGCCAGAAGAAGUAUUAUUAUUAUUAUCACUACUAUUAUUAUUAUUAUUAUUAUCCAUAAAACAUCACCAACCAUUUCUGUCCAACAGCAGUCCAAACCCUAACUUUAAAUAAUCAUCGUCAUAUUUACUGUGGUAGUAUUUUUUUUCCCCACUCUUUUUUGUCUCUCCUGAAGUACUGUGGCUCCCCCCAGAGGACGCACACCUGUGAAAGCUACUGUCUUAGAUCUUUUUGACUUACCCCCGUCCAAGCCUUCACUUGAAUCAAGGACUCUACUCUUUUGUAUGUCGAAGUGUUCACCAAUACCUCUUCUCUAAGUGACAAUCCAGUGGUUUGUGUUGACUCUGAGGGUCUGCAGUCUGUUACCUCAUGACCAGAGAAGAUGUGGAUGUGGUGACACGUGGUCCAACCUGGGGAUCUGAUGUCGGUCCAGUUUGUUUGUGAAUCCAAAAAAAAAAAGAGUCUGUGUAAUAGUACAAUCAUGUUUUUGGACUAAAGACGGCUGAAUGUGAACAGUUUUUAUAGACACUGGUGUGGUCUUCAUGAUACUGCAGUACCUGUUAUAUAUACUGUACAUACACAUAAAAAAGUUAUGUGAAAGUUGAGUGGGUUUUUUUUCUGUAUAUUUAUUCCUUAAUAAAUUAGCCUAUUUUAAAAUGUUGUUUUGGCUCUCACCAUAAACACCUGCUCAUCAACACAGGUAUCCAUGGACGCACACUCAAACACACACACUGACACAAUGCUCCUCUUAAUUGACCCUCGAGAGACUUGACACGU